AGGGCUUCUGCGAGCGGCUCCGUGUCCUCCUCGCGGCUCCCGGUGUCGUCGCGAGCUAAUGGUAGCAACGGGAUCGUGCACUCAAGAUCUAGUCCACGACCCUUUGCUCCAUACAGGAACGGAGUCAAACCCUUCGAUGAGAGGAAGGGCCUUGAAACUGCCGAGGAAAGAGUACUUUCAAUGGCGCAGAACCACAACGGCUUGUCCGCAGAGGUGGACAGGAUGAAUGAGCAACUGCUGGAGGUUGGAGGGCACCAAACACCAGACGAGCGCGAGGAGCUCAUGAGCAAGGUUGGGAGCCUUCUCACGGAGGUGGACUCUCAACUCAGUUCUGGCAAGCAGAUCCAGCAGGGCAGGGAUCGGGCCAGGAAGGCUGCAGAAGCUGCUUUGCAGGCCACGCAGGCGAAUCAGGUGGAUGUGCCCACGCGAGGCUCCGAGUCGGAUCUCGCGAACCUGCGACUUCAAGAGGAAGUUCAGAGGCUCACGGAGGAGAAUGCGGAGUUGAAGCGGGCGGCCCAGGCCUCGGCCUCCGCGUUGGCGGAGCUGCGCCGGGAGCGGGACACUCUGCGGGACGCCGCCCAGGGCUCCCCCUCCGAUACCUCUCAAAGCCACCUGGAUGCCGCGGGCGCGCAGAUGGAGCUCGCCAGCCUCCGUCAAGAGCGCGACCAGCUGCAGAAUGCGCAGCAGGACUCAGAGGACACAAUCAAAAGGCUGCAGCACACCAUCGACAAGCUUCACCAAGAGUCCCAUGAUCACAAGACGAUGGCACAGGAGGAGCUCCGACAGCUCCAGAAGCAGAACGAGGACCUGCGCCAGGAGCGCGACAGGCUUCGUGACAGCGCGCAGGCCUCCCCGAACAGCUCCUCCGAGAGCCGACUGCGUGCGGUCAUGACCAGCGGCACUGCCACCGUGGAGGAGCUCCGCCACGCCAUUGCCUCCGUGGAGGCGGUGCUGGACGAGGCGAAGCGGGAGAUGGAGCGCAAGCAGCUCCGUGAGAGGCGCGCGGCCUACGAGCAGCUGCACCAUGCCCUCGACAAGGCUGACGAAGAAUUGCUGGAGGUUGCCAUUGAAGCGGCCAAAGCUGCAGAUGUGGACGAUGAGGACAUUCUGAAGGCACAGAACAAGCUCCUGGAAUUGCAGAUGAUGAGCCCUGAGGAACGAGCAGCUCGGGCGAAGCGGCAACUCGAGACGCAGCAGAAGAAGGAUGCCUUCCAAAUGGUGAAGAAGGAUGAUGCGGAGGGGCUCGCAAAGCUCUUGGACGGCCUUGAUGGAGGCACUAGCUGGCAGGACUGGCGGGACUACGCGGGCCGCACGCUGGUGCGCUGUGCCGGGGACCUGCGGGCGCCCAACGCGCAGGUGGUGCUGGCGGAGCGCACCAAGAAGUCGCCGCCCUUGACCAAGCCGCCCUUCAUGCGACAGCAGACUCCGCCACAGGAGGAGCGAGAGCAGUUGCUCCCAUCGACACCUCCUGGUGCUGUGUCAACGAUGACUGAGGCUAGCCGUCCUCGGCGACAUUCUAUGCCCGAGCCGAGUCCGAGAGAGGAGUCUCGUGGGCCCCCGGUACUUGUGAAGGCUGCAGACUUCGCUUUCGACGACGAGGAUGACGACCAGAAGCCCGAGAUAUCUGAGGAGGAGGCUGAGAAGCUGAAAGCGCAGGCAUUGCGGGCGGUUGUACAGGACGACUGCAUCUCUUUGGCAGAAGUGCUGAAGUCGGUGCGGCGGACAGUCUGGUCCAGGUGGGAGAACAAAGCGGGGAAGGAUUUGCUGACACUUUCCCAGGAGCGCGGCUCCUCCAGCGUGUAUUCCUUGCUGGCAAAGUGCCUGGGCAUGGUCAAAGAGGUGAAGCGAGAGUUCUAUGAGGAGCGGCAGACUGUUUGGGUCUUCGUGAACGGAGACGUCCAGCCGCGGCGCGCGACAGUGUUGGAGGACACGCCUGAAGAAUGCGAUGACGUGCUUUUGGAGUUUUGGGAUGGCGACGACCCCCCGGCACGGUUUGAGCGCUGUCUCGUGCGGGCGAUGUGGAGCUGACCCAAAUCUGGUCGUCAACAUGUCAAGGGUGCGGUGGAGCAGGUGCGGUUGUCUCCUGACGUCCAUCCCGUUUUUCCCGAGUUUCUGGAGUCAAAGCUCCAGGGCAACUGGACUGAAGGGUCCGGAGCUGGAAGCAUCACUUCGCAUCACUUCGC
Effrenium voratum is the source of this 2183-nucleotide messenger RNA. The record is from the annotation of a GenBank genome assembly. Lineage: Eukaryota; Dinophyceae; Suessiales; Symbiodiniaceae.